Messenger RNA from Saccostrea cuccullata (small rock oyster), 875 nucleotides. RefSeq lists its product as uncharacterized. NCBI's taxonomy places the organism in Eukaryota, Metazoa, Mollusca, Bivalvia, Ostreida, Ostreidae. The transcript is spliced from 3 exons. The record is from RefSeq and is a predicted model, not a curated record. The coding region runs from base 1 to 765 and encodes 254 amino acids.
AUGAAACUGCUUAUUGAAGUCUUUUUGAAGCAAUCCAUCUUUCUAAAUUCUCCACUUCCACCUAAACACAACAAGAGAUAUUGGCCAUCACUUAAGGACAUUUAUAACCAUAUGGCAUCUCAGUUUCUCAAACUACGAGAUAGCAGUUUUGAUCAGAAAGAGGUUCAAGGAAUGAUUGAAGAACAGAGGUCAAUCCAUCAAGAAGACAGAUACUACUUAAGAAUUAAGACUGAUCAAGAUCAAGAACAUCCUGUGAGCGGUGAUCCAGAUGAAAGGUUAUUUGUUGAUGAAGACCUGUUCAUUGGAAAUUAUGGAAAGAGUGGUGAUGGAGUCAACAAAUUCCUGUACGUACAUCAGACUGCUUGGCAAAGACAACUGCUGAAUAGAUAUGGAAAUGAGAUCUGUCUUCUGGAUGCAACAUACAGAACAACCAGAUACACCUUGCCUCUUUAUUUCCUUUGUGUUCCUACAAAUGUAAACUACAUGACCGUUGCUACAUUCAUAGUUGAAACAGAGGACAGUGUAUCCAUCCAAGAAGCCCUAUCUAUUAUAAAAUCAUGGAAUCCAAACUGGAAGCCAGCAUAUUUUAUGUGUGACUAUGCAGAUGAAGAAAUAUCUUCUAUUGAAUCUGUUUUUCCAGGUAUUUUAAUGAAUAUUUUUGUACAUACUAUUUUCAGUCGUUUUACUGUUUCUAAUUACAAGUAUGCUCUGAGCAGAUCAUUUUCUUUUUUUUUAAAUUUGCUUCAUAUAUACUCUUUGAAUUGAAAAAUCAAGACAUUUAUUAAGGUCCUUGUGGGAACUUCCAAUGAAAUUUAUAUCAUUACAUGUUCAUGUAGGUGGAACAUGUAUGUUAUCUCAAACACAUCAUACAUUUU